GGUUACAGGUGUUUCCACCUACAACCCUUCCGAUUACUUUACUUAGCAUUUGCAUGGUAAUUUACACCAUCAAAUUGGCGCCACCCGUGGGACCUAUUACAAAAGUCAUGGGCACGAUGACUUUCCACCUGAGGGAUCUAGGAGGUCAGUGUUUCAAAGGCUUGGGCACGAUGGCCGAAAUCAAAACCGGUCAGCAAAAGAGAGGCCGGGUGUGGAAACAAUCCCAGCGAGCGCUUUUAAUCGUCUGGGGAGAGGGGCCGGGCGACCUGGUCAGACCAGGAGAAAGGAACCACCCCCACACGAUGAGCCCCAGAACAGCCGGGCGCCCCAUGGAGGAGAAGAAGCAGAGAGCCAUCCUAGGCACACGAUCCGCUCCCAUGUUGAACAACCCCGGGAUCGUGUGGGCUGGGUUGAAGCACAAUGCGAAACUUGAGGUCCCAAAGUUCACCGGGAAGGAAGACCCGGAAAUACACGUCAAAACCCUCCAUCAGAACGGGAGGAUGAUGGGUCUUUCCGGGGACGAAAAAUGCCUGCUUUUCUUUCAAACCCUCUGCGGCCGAGCCGUAGAGUGGUUUCACAACCUCCCGGCCGGAGAAAUCGAUUCUUUCGAUGAGCUGGCCGAGUCCGAAGAAUUGUACAAAGAAUUUUGCCGGAGGUCCCCCCAGUCCUACCAAGAGGCCUACAACACGGCUUGGGACUACGCCGACGCCGAGGUACAGGUGUCGUCUAAAAGGGAGGCCGAGCAAGGCCAUUCCAAGGGAAAGAUUUCCUCGAAAAAGGAAAUCGAACUGCCCGGCAGGUUGAAAACGAAAGUCUUGGAGGUGAAGCCGGUCAAAUCAGAAAAGAAACCGGCCAGCGAGAAACAAUGGGCGGAGAAGUAUUGCUCCUUCCACAAAAUGGAUUCCCAUAACACUGCCGAGUGCAAUAGUGUUAAAGGAGUGAUCAAGCAGAUGAUUGAGGCCGGAGAGCUCGAUCCAGAAUAUCUGGCUCAGGCGAAACAAAAUAAGAAUCAAUGGAUCAGGCCCGAAGGACAACCGGCCGAACAGAACAAGAAGAAAAAAGCAGCCGGUAAGGAACACUUGCAAGUCAUCUACGGCGGGCCGGAGGGGGAGACUCUGCUUCCCAAAGGAAGAAAUGGGGGCGAGAGCUCUAUGUCGGAACGAGCCCUUGGAUCAGCUGGAUUGCCGCAUCCCGAUCAGCGAAGGCCCGCCUGGCGAACUCCUCUGGUUCCUGAAUUGCCCAGCCUGCUGCAAGAGAAGUUCGUUCGGCCCGCUCUUUCUCUAGCUCAUCCCCAAGCCGGCCUUGAGAAGACCGUCGUGCUUGGCGGUAGACCGCGCAGUGCUCUACGAGCUUCGCCUCCGCCUCUCCGCCUUGGCAUGGGCGGCCUGUGCAUCCUUCCGGAACUCCACCAUCAUGGCCUCCAGCCGGGCCUUCUCCUUGUCCCUAGACUUCACCAGCCAGGUGAAGUACUCUAGACCAAUCCGGCCAUCCUGCUUUAAAGACAUGGAG
Cuscuta campestris is the source of this 1509-nucleotide messenger RNA. The record is from the annotation of a GenBank genome assembly. NCBI's taxonomy places the organism in Eukaryota, Viridiplantae, Streptophyta, Magnoliopsida, Solanales, Convolvulaceae.